GAGGCAACGGGAAAAGCCGCUCUCGCGUUGUGGGUGAUAAAGAUGGCGGCAGCGGAGAGGAGGGAGGUCGGGGGAGAAAGGUAGCGCUCCGCCCGGCUCGGGUGUAAAGCACGGCUCGAAGGACGGCGGCCGUGGGUUGGAAGGAAGAAUGGAGCCGGCUGCCGCCUUCCUGGGGCUGCUGCAGGGGAAGGCGGCUCCGCGUGUGUUCUCCGCUGGGUACAGGCCGCGGUGGGGCCUGGGAGCAGCGGUACAAGGGCAGCGCGCUGGGAGCCGGAGUGUGGCCGUCACCUUCUGUGCUCCGCUGCGUCCCCUCGGGCCGCGUACGGUGCGGGGCGCCGCAGCUCUUGUUCCGUUUCCUUCUAGAGAGAGUAUAAAAGGGAAAGCGAAACUCCGCUUGAAGGAGUGCGAUGUUGGGGACAAGUUCUCCCACCUGCCUCUUCGCAAGGCCUCGGUGCUGCUGCCGCUGUUGCUGCGGGACGGGGCGCUGUGCCUGCUGCUCACCGUCCGAUCCAUGCAGCUGAGAAGAUCACCUGGAGAAGUGUGUUUUCCAGGAGGUAAAAGGGAAGAAAUGGAUAAAGAUGAAAUUGAUACUGCCCUCCGAGAAGCCAAGGAAGAAGUGGGACUGCAGCCGGAGAAAGUGGAAGUCAUCUGUAGGCUUGUGCCAGGAAUUGAUAAAAUGAAUCAUUUGGUAACACCAGUUGUAGGAUUCAUAGAGGAUACCUUCCAGGCAUCUCCUAAUCCAGAUGAAGUGAGCGAUGUUUUUGUUGUGCCAUUGGAGUACUUUAUCAAGCCCUUAAAUUACGUGGCCAUGCCAUAUAAAAACUCAUCUGGUUACUUAGACUGGAUGCACUGCUUUACAUAUGAUGACCACGAACAUAAAAAGUCCUUCAAGAUAUGGGGACUUACUGCACAUUUUGCUGUAUUUCUUGCUAUUGUAGUUUUUAGGAUGAAACCCACCUUUGAAGUUCAUUUUGAUCUUGACAACUUAAUUGUGUCUGCUGAAAAUUAUUUUUUGAACUUAUAUGCAUCCAUAAAUGAAAGAAAGAAGAGUAGUCUAUAGGAAGCCGGUCUGACCAUCUCUGUUGAAGGAAGGGUAAAGUUUGGGUUUGUGUUCUUUGUAUCCAUUACUUGAUUGAAUUUCACAUUUGCAUUCCUGCUGAAUUGGUAAACUUUUUAAAAUCAAACCAAGUUGUCAAACACUAACUAGAUUCACAGAUUUUAUCUGGUUUUCAGUUAUCAAGAGCACACAGUUGGUUAUUUUAUGCACUUAUACAGAUUUAAAAGGUCGGGUUCAAUUUCUGCCUUUGUUUUGUGUGAUUGAAGACUGACCUUCUGUGCUUUUCUUCCAUUUAACAAACUAAAACUGAUUUUUGCCUGUUUGAAAUAGAACAUAAAAGCUUGUUGGGAUCUGUCCACAUCUUACGAUAUGACAUAUUGCAUAUCUUCAUUGCAUACGCAUGCAUAAUAAAACAUAAUAAAAACAUAAGAGGUGGCAAGUGCUUUCACAGUUUACUUUGUUUUGGUUGGGGUUGUGGAGGGAAGGAAGGUGGAGGUUUAAUGAGUUUUAUUACUCUUGCCCUAUUUAAUAUUUCUCCCUGAAUUCCUCAAGGCUGUGGAAAGCUUAGUGUACAUGUCAUAGUACUGAACUUUACUCCUCAGCAUCGUUAACAUCAUUCUCUCAGCUCCAGCAGUAUUUAAGGAGAGAAAAGUGGCACUUGGCAUUCAUGAAAUCCUAUAGUGCUUUUUCUCAGUGUAUGCAGGAACAAAACUAAAGUUCUUCAGACCAUCUGAGUGCCCAAACACCCCCUUUGAGCACUAAAACAAUAGAAGGAAACAAUGGCCUGUUCUACAGCUGCAAUUCUGCAAGUUUCACAGAAACUAAAGGGAGAUUGUUUCUUUGGGCAAUCUUCAGAUAAAACUGCCACAGUUCUUGAGGCAGAAAUGCAAUGCCUUGCAGUUUAACACUGAAUGUUACAGUGCCUAAGCUCAUGUCUGUCUUUAGUCACGUAAUAAAGCCAUUACCAAGAA
Messenger RNA from Coturnix japonica (Japanese quail), 2028 nucleotides. RefSeq names its product nudix hydrolase 7 (gene NUDT7). Gene Ontology annotation, molecular function: magnesium ion binding; coenzyme A diphosphatase activity; manganese ion binding. Lineage: Eukaryota; Metazoa; Chordata; Aves; Galliformes; Phasianidae. The record is from RefSeq and is a predicted model, not a curated record. Gene Ontology annotation, biological process: nucleoside diphosphate metabolic process; coenzyme A catabolic process.